CCGAUGUUUUAGACGGGUUUAUACAAUACGAGAACAUUUCUCUGUUUAUACUUCAGCGUGGGUUUUGGAGCUCAUUAAACAGGCAAGAAAGACAUUUUGGAUCAGAAAUACAUUCAUAUUCGUUAAUGUUUGUUUGACGUUUGUGUCAAAAUGAGUAAAAAGCGUCGUAGCAACGCUUUGCUAGAGUCCGACGCUCCGGCGCGUAAAGAAAAAGUGCCGGAGUUCAAUGGAACCGAGUUUAAAGCCAUGCUUAGGAGCCCCACCGUAGCCUUUAAGGGACUGGAACGAUUCGUAUCUGUUUCUAAGAAGCUGCCCUGCCCUGACGUGUACGAUGUUGUUGAGGGUUACAUUAAAAUCUCUGUGGAUUGUGCUGAAAUAUUCAAGUUGCUUGAAGGAGAAAACCCCAAAGAGACGGAGAUGGUGCUGAUUUUUGAAAGCUUGGAAGUGAUUCUGCUCAGAACAGCCAGUGACCUCUCCCACUUCAGCAUGGUUGGAAAUGUCAUCGUGAAAAAGAUUCUUUCUAAUUACAUGAAGCUUCUGCAAGGGUCUUUUACUUCCACAAAUCACAGGUUUGUUCGCCAGUGCCUCAACCUGCUGACUGCUAUGGUGUCUCAGGGUGUGGAAGCUGCCAGAGAAGUCCUGAGCCAAGUUCACUUCAAAGCCCUCACCGGUCUGGAAAAGAGAAGAGACAGAAUGGGUAGACCUGAUGUUCGCUUGGCUUUUAUCCAGUUUGUGCUCUCCUUUCUGGUAUCUGGGGAUAGUGCAAUCAUUGGACAAAUAUUAGAAGUUAAAGAACUCCUACCACACAUCUUGAGUACGGGCCUGAAGGAGGAAAGGAUGUCUACAGUCAAUUUGAUUUUGUCCACUCUAAAAACAAGAGUUGUACUGAACAAAGCUAUUAGUAAAACACAGAAAGUGCGCUUUUUCACACCGGCGGUGUUGUCCAGCAUCACAGCUCUGUACAAAUGGAAUGGGAUUGAAGAUGCCACCACCGAUGACGACACAAUGGAGAAUUCAGACAAAGCUGGGUCAACCGUUGUCCGAGAGCUCGUUCACAGCUUCCUGCUCGACUUGUGUUGCUCUCGGAAACACGGCAUCAGCUUCCACGACGCCAGCAUCGGCACAGCUGGCAGACCUGGUAACCUUGUCUUGCUUCAGUUCUUGGUUGGGCUGAAGCAGGCUACUGAGGAUGAGCUGGUGGCAGACCUGCUAGUGAACGUGCUAAAGGCUAGCCCGGAUGUUUUGUCCAGAUACUUUAAAGAGACUCAGUACUCUUACACCCCACGUCUCAAAAGUGCUUGGCAAGCCAAUGUUAAACUACUUAAAAAGAUCUACGAGGCUCAGCCGGAGAUCUCGUUGGUCUUUCAGAGCCGUGAGAUGAUUCCUUUGCCUCGCUUGCUGUCCAUGAUUAUGGCGCUGUCUCUUCCUCCAGUCUGUAACAAGGCCUUCUUCACGCAGGGCCUCAGUCUCCCCAACUCCUCAGCGAAGCUUACAACUGUGUCCUUGAUGAGUUUCCUUUUGAAAAAAGCCAGUGGGAAUAUGGAGUAUCUGUUUGACAAGUCGCUGUGGAACAAGUCAGACGUGUACACUGUUGAGAUGAUGGAGGAGUUGGUGCAGCAGUACAGGGAGACGCUGGGCAAGAUUUUGCCUGACAUGACUGGCAUCAUUUCAACAUGGCAGUUGCUUAGCAAAAAGGAAAAGGCCGGUGUUGGGGAGAAUAAGUCCAAAAAUGAGGAAACUGUUGAAAAUAUGGAGGAUAAAAAUGACCUUCCUGACACAGCAGAUUCGGCUGAGGUCAUUCUGCUGAAGGCGAUGAUUCUUCAGGUCUUGUGUCUUUACCAGAAGGUGGUGCCACACCUGGUGAUGCAGUGCAAGUUUGACUUCAGCAAACUCCUGAAAGGAAUCGUGUCCGAAAAAGGAAUGAGGGAAGAAACUCCCCCGGUCUUGCAGUAUCAGAUACUGCAAUUGGCUUUGAAUUUUCCAGCAAGCAAAUUUUCCUGGUUCCGCAUACAGGAUGUUUCAGGCACAGAGUCAUCCUCUGGAGAGAAGUCAGUACUUUACCUGCUUCUCAAGAUGCUUGUGAGCAGCAGCAGCAGCCACCUCAGGUCCUCCACACGGAGGCUGGUUCUCAAGGUUCUUAAGGACACCGGGGUAUUUGAAUACACCUUGAAUGAACUUGAGCUCUGGCUUGAUCAGCUGGUCAAACUAAAACCAAACCAACAAGAGACGGUUAUCCAGUUCUUAGAGAGGGUGUUUGCCAGAUUGGUAAGCAAUUCAUAUGAAUACACAGAUAAAGUAGCCAGCUUUGUCCAGGAGGCAGGAAAUCUGCAAGCUAACCUGAGUAGCCAGGACAGGGAUGCAGUCAGCGUUCCAGUUUCACACAUUGAUGAUGUUUUGGACAUGCUUGAUGUCAUCAUGGAGGGUAGUGACGGUGAGAUGGAGGAGUUUGGGCCUUCUCUGAGUGAAGACCUCAUUGUGCAAACUUUUCCCUUCAGCGCGGUGGUGCCGGCUGCUCUGGAAGCUCGGAACAAACUCCCAACAGACAAAGGGGUGGUGUGCGAGUACCUGUCUGCUGUGAUCUCAGAUGUGCUCCACUGUCAAAGAGACCCGCUCCCUCUCUGUCUCACUCUGCUGCACUACGAUAAAAAGCUCACGUCCUCCGAACCUCCAGCAUCUUUUCAUCCAUCCGUCUUACAUCUUCAUCAGUAUUACUCCAGAUGGCUACCUCAACAGUGCCACGAAGAACUGUUCAAGUCUUGUGAGCGCCUGUCAAGUGAACCACCAGCCUCCACCUCCUGCUCCUCUCUACUGAAAGCCGCAUACAUCCAGGGACCCGGCACUUUUCUGGAGGACACCUUCAAGCAAAAUAUAGAAACGUCUCUAUCUUCCAUGUCACUGAUGGAGUUUCCAGUUGUGAUCAAGCAGAUUUUACUUUACAUCAAGUCAACAGUGGAAAACUUUGGCUCGUUCUCCAAAGACAUUAGAGGAGCUCUUCUCAGGACUUUGAUGGAAAUUCUUCGAGAUGUAGUGACAAGACUACAGAGCUCUGAGGAGACCCCGGACUCCGAGGCUGCUCCAGAGAAAUCCCAAGAAUCAGAUCUUUUUGUGGAAAUCAGUCAGUCGUCAACAAUCGAAGCCAAUAAGGAGCAGGUCCUUAUUUCAGCCCUUGGCUCCAUCUUUAAGCAUCCGUGUCUGGAGCAGUGGUUUCUGGCUCUGGAGCGAGCCACAUUCCCAUCUCAUUCCCUGAAACCUGUCGCUCUAAAGCACCUAUGUGCCCACAUGACUGACAAUAUUCUGACUCUCCUGAAGAUGUGUGCUCCCACUCUUCACGCUCUGAGUCAUCAGGAGCUUCUUGGCAGCUACCUGAGCGCUUUAGAGAUAGCUGCUCUGAAGGAGCUGAAUGAAAAGGGCUCUCAGUCUCCGAAGACUCAAUCCAGAACCUUUCAGGCACUCUUGUGUCUGCACAGCUACAUGGAUGCUAGCAGUCUGAGGGAAGUGGUUUCCAGGUUGCUGCUUCUCCCUCAUGACAGCCUCAUCCAUCCCCACCGUGAAGGGAAGCAGUCUGAGCUCAGCGUUUACGGUCGUGCAGCUUUACAAAUCCUCACAACGCGUGAAUCUACUUCCUCUCCCGACCAUGACCCGUUUCUGACACAGGCACACCUCCACGGCCUAGGCACCCUUCUUGUGUCCUGCUCUAGCCCUGAACUAGAAGCUUUUCUGCUCCGGACUCUGUCCAGUGAACCAGGAAGUGCCAAGCUGAUCCACACAGAUGUCCUGCUGCGCUAUCUUCAGCAGCCUGGCCCAGACACCCUGGCUAUCAGCGCUCUGCUCCUGCAGAACAGCUCCUCUCAUCGCCUCUGCUUUGAAGUCUGGAGCCUGGAACCACCAAACAUGGAGAACAUGUCUAAGACAGAAGCCUUCCUUCCGCUGAUCAACUCGUACUUACAGGUGGCGAGUAGAGAGGACCCAGCCAGACCCAAAGAUGUGCAAAGGGAAGUUUUGAAAGCCUUGAAGGAAGCGCUGCUCACCAGACUGUCUCUGAAUAUUUUGGGAAGCCUGACGGAGGACUCUGGAAGCCAGUCGGCAGAAACACUUUCGAGUCUGAUCAGACUUUCUGCAGACGUGAACGACAUCAGGGAUUUGAUCGACAACCUUCCGGACGCUUUGAAGACAGCAGACAGUUUUGUGAGAUGGCAGCUAGUGGAUGUUAUUAUGGAGAAGCUUGCAGAUUGCCCAGAAGAACAAGGAAAAUGGAGAAUGUCGGUCGCUGCUGCAGCCCUGAAGUGUCUGAUUGCUUCGUAUUGCCACUCAAAAGAUCAGGCCACUGCCCCAUCAGACCAGGAGGAGAGCGUCUUAAAAAGACUUCAUCGCCUUCUGACAUCAGCAGAAGACGUCACGGCGUCUGAUUGGAACAGUUUUGUUACAAAUGGAUUGAGGUAUCGCUACAACGAUAGUCAUUUCCUGGAGACUCUCGGUGGCCUGUUGGAUCUGAUGUAUGAAAACCCGAAAGACCAAAAAGAUCUGAUACCGUUAUCAACUCUUCAUAUGAUGACCAGCAGCCAUUCUCAGUUCCUGCCCACAAUGCUGGAAUCCAGUGAAGAGCCCGGCAGGAGUCAGGCCAAAGGAGCAUUGGUGUCCCUUCUUCUUUGCCUGGUAAAAAAGUGUCCGACAGUUUGUAGCGUCAACCAUUUUGUCGUACUUCUGGCAGCAUAUGGAGCAACUCUUUCUCCCUCAGAUCAGAAACUGUUGCUACUCCUGCGGGAGUAUGAAGCAAACCAGGUCAGCCUGCUGAAAUUUCAGUCGUUCUUUUGGGGUCCUGCAGCUGUUGAGCAUCACAAGACCCGGAAAAGCUUGGGAGCUUCUCUGUGGAAGCAGCCGAGUUCAGACGAUGUGCUGGCGCUGCUGAAAUCCGACACGAUGCAGCAGACUGUUUUAAAGUUUCCUCAACGACGCAGGAUCCUCCCCCAGGACAACGCAGAGAUGCUGUACAGAAAUGACGCAGUGGACGACCUUGGGAGUUUGUAUGAUCCGUGUUUUCUCUUGCCUCUCUUCAGCGCCAUCUUGCGACCAGAGUGUGUUGUUGACUGCGUGAAGUUCGUUUCCAGCCAAGCACUCAGCGUCACGGUGGUGUCUCUGAGUAGCUACGACUCAAACUUGAGAGCGGCGGCGUACCACGUGCUUCACUGCUUCUACCAGCAUCUGGAGGCGGCUCGGUUCAGAGAGAAGAGACCGCUACUGUAUUUAAUGGAUCUUGUCAAGAAUGGAAUUCGAAAGCAGAAUCAAAGACUUCCGUUCAUCUUGACCUCUUACGUCACCAAAGUGGCUCAGCAGAUGCUGAAACCAGAGGACCACAUGUAUGUGGUGCUAAACCGAUUCCUGCUGUCCCAUCAGAGUCUGGAUAUGCGAAAAGUCCCAGGAUUCACCAAGCUAUUUUAUGGCUUUGAAUUGGAGCACAAGAUGGAACGAGAGUGGAUCCUGAGCGUGCUCGAGGAGGGGUUGAUGGAUGGACACUGCUAUGAUCUGUGCAACCAACAGGGUAUCUUUCAGGUCCUUUUAAGCUUCAGCAGCAGCCCGCUGUGUAGUGAACGCUAUCAGAUGCAGAUCAUUAGGGUGUUGUGUAAGGCUGCCCGUGUGACUAAAGCAGCUUACGACCUCCCAAAGAGCUGCGGGCUCCUUAGCUGGAUAAUACAGCUGGUUGAGAAAAGGAAUCUAAACCAGCAGCUGCUAUCCGCCAUGAUUGAUCUGCUCCAUGUGCUGUGGUUUACCAACCUUGGGCGGAAGGAGGAGAAGCUUGUUAAAGACGAUGCCUCCUCCUCCACCCACGAGAAACCUCAGGGCUUAGUCAAAUGUCUCCCACUUCCACUCAUCAGUGAGUUUCUGUGUGUGGCGAUGGCCAUCUGCAGACACCUCAGGUUGGGUGUGAAGGCCGCUCAGUUCAGCUUGUUUGUGCAGACUCUUUGCUCUGUACUGGUGCAUCGUGGGACAGCCCUCAGUGUAAACAAACAAUCUGACCGACUCACGCUCCUUCCACAGCCUCUCUCUUGCACCGAAGCGCUUGCUCUGCUCCUCUGCUGGGCCUCCUUAUCCUGCAACUCGGCCCUCCUGGCCCAAAUACAGGCCUUGUCAGAACAGUACAAAUUCAGAGAGUUGAUGGGAAUUGGAAAGAACAAGGUGCGAGGUAAAGGCUUCGUCUCCCAAAGCGGCACACGAAGGGUGAACCAUCUGGAGGACACCAAGACUCUGGAAGAAGAGGAGAAUCUCCUGACAGACUGUAAACUUCCCCUCAGCAGGAUCUUUCUUCACUGGGAACCCGCGUUUCAGCCCUCAGAACCCCAAUCGGUUCAGCUGGCCAACGACACGGCGCAUCUGCUCACCAAGUGGUCCCUGAGGUGGCUGGUGGAGGUCACGUAUGAUGCAAACAGAACAAAAGAGCUGCUGCUCUGGUUGGAGAAGGUUGUGGUGAAACCCAGGAGAAUCCUGAAGGUUGUGAUGCAGGAUUUUGGCUUGAAAGCAGAUCUCCUUCAGCUGUUUCAUCGCAGCUUCGAAGCUCGGCAUCUCUCCAGCGUGUCUACUGGAGUAGAAACCAUACAGCUUUUUACCAACAUUAUGAUCAGCCUGCUGGAGACACAAGAAAACCUUCCAGAGUUUCACCAGGGGGUGAUCUCCGCCUGCCUGCCUGAGCACGACCAGUCUAAACGUGAAGCAGGACUGUUUCUGUUGUCGCCGUACAUCCAUGAGUUGUGGAGUGGAGCCUCUUCAGCACAACUCUUCCUGUCUCACGUCUCUUUGGUGACCAGAAUCAAGAGCAAAGGACAAAAAGGCUCCAAAACAAAGAGCCAAAUGGCCAUCAGAGCCAUCUGUAACGACAUCAUCGCCAUGACAGGUUAACAGGAAUAUCUGGACAGUUGAUUCAUUUUUUCAUUUUAGUUAUAAAGAUAUUAAAACAUUUUGUUAAUAAAAAGAAACUUUGUUUUGUAAAGUGUAGUUUUCCACAUCAGUGUUUUCUUUUUAUUUGUUUUAAACGCUUGGUUUGUCCCAGAUUUAAUGGUAGAUGAACAACGACCACAAACAAUAAAUCUGAUGAUGUACAAAA
Nothobranchius furzeri (turquoise killifish) is the source of this 7093-nucleotide messenger RNA. It is a transcript of the gene urb1, whose product is annotated as URB1 ribosome biogenesis homolog. NCBI's taxonomy places the organism in Eukaryota, Metazoa, Chordata, Actinopteri, Cyprinodontiformes, Nothobranchiidae. Gene Ontology annotation, biological process: maturation of LSU-rRNA from tricistronic rRNA transcript (SSU-rRNA, 5.8S rRNA, LSU-rRNA); maturation of 5.8S rRNA from tricistronic rRNA transcript (SSU-rRNA, 5.8S rRNA, LSU-rRNA). Gene Ontology annotation, cellular component: nucleolus. The record is from RefSeq and is a predicted model, not a curated record.